CGGGCGGGGCUCAUCUCCCGUCUGCACGCGUUGAACUGCUCCAAACCUUAACUUGUGUUUGCCAUCUGUAAAGAAGGACCUGCGACCCUGCUCACGGUGUCUGGACGUCGACUGCACUCGUUUGCUCUCUACAGUUUGACUUUUUUUUUUAUUAUUCGAGGAGCUGGCCCUGUCCUGGAAGAACUUUUUUUCAUGCCCUCCCGCAGAAAACAUACAAGGGUGUUCUGACCUCUCCCCCGUGACCCGUGGACCCCGGUCAACCUUGUUCCCUUUCCCAUCCCUCUCCUGACGCCUGUGAGACAUGGCUCUAAAAAGGCUCCUGCGUUUCGGGAAGCAGUUGCUGAGGGUGAAGGUGGUGAACUGCAACUCGGAGGACUCGCGUCUGUCCCGCUGUCUGAACACGUUCGACCUGGUGGCGCUGGGCGUGGGCAGCACGCUCGGCGCUGGCGUCUACGUGCUGGCGGGCGCCGUUGCGCGGCAGAACUCGGGUCCUGCUAUCGUGCUGUCUUUCCUCAUCGCGGCCUCGGCCUCAGUGUUGGCUGGUCUCUGCUAUGCUGAGUUUGGAGCCCGUGUUCCCAAGACGGGUUCAGCCUAUCUUUACUCCUACGUGACUGUAGGAGAGCUCUGGGCCUUCAUCACGGGAUGGAACCUCAUCCUCUCCUACGUCAUUGGUACCUCCAGCGUGGCCCGGGCGUGGAGCGCCACCUUCGACGAGUUGAUAGGGAAGCACAUAGAGAACUUCUGCAGGGAAUACAUGUCCAUGAACGCCCCGGGGAUAUUGGCAGAGUAUCCAGACAUGUUUGCUGUUUUAAUCAUCAUCACCCUCACAGGUCUGCUGGCCUUCGGGGUCAAGGAGUCUGCGAUGGUGAACAAGGUUUUUACCUGUAUCAACAUCCUGGUCUUGUUGUUCAUGGUGAUCUCAGGCCUGGUCAAAGGGACUUUCAAGAACUGGCAGCUGGACCCUGAUGAGAUCCUCAGUCACAAUUAUACCAUUAACUCUGUCAACCUGACAGAAACCAUACCAAGCAAAGAGAGUUUAGGAGCGGGUGGAUUUAUGCCCUUUGGUUUGUCGGGCGUCUUGUCUGGAGCUGCGACCUGUUUCUACGCCUUUGUCGGGUUCGACUGCAUCGCUACUACAGGUGAAGAGGUGAAGAACCCGCAGAGAGCCAUUCCCAUCGGCAUCGUGUCCUCGCUGCUCAUCUGCUUCGUCGCGUACUUCUGCGUCUCCGCCGCCCUCACCCUUAUGAUGCCGUACUACCUGCUGGACACCAACAGCCCCCUGCCUGUAGCUUUCAAAUAUGUGGGCUGGGCGGGGGCCAAAUAUGCUGUAGCUGUAGGGUCUCUCUGUGCUCUGUCCACCAGCCUGCUGGGCGCUCUGUUCCCUCUGCCUCGGUUGUUCUGGGCUAUGGCCGACGAUGGGCUGCUUUUCAAGUUCAUGUCUGGGAUCAGCCCACGCACCAAAACCCCGCUUAUUGCAACUCUCACCUCUGGCAUAGUAGCAGCGAUCAUGGCCUUCCUGUUCGACCUGAAGGACCUGGUGGACCUGAUGUCGAUAGGGACGCUGCUGGCCUACACGUUGGUCGCUGCCUGCGUGCUGGUGCUCAGGUACCAGCCGGAUCAGCCCUGCCCGGUGUACCACGUGGCAAACACCCAGGAGGAGGCGGAGGUGGACGGCAUCAGCGUCCCCAGUAUGGGCAUCCUGCCCGGCGUGGAGGAGCGCUUCAGCUUCAGGACGCUGCUGUUCCCACAGAACCCGGAGCCGUCGGCGCUGUCGGGCUCCGCGGUCAACCUCUGUGCCUCUGCCAUGGGAGUGCUGAUCCUGCUGUUCAGUAUAGCGGCGGUGCAGGGGGGGGGCGCCUGGUGGAACAUCGCAGGCCUCAGCGUCAUUUCUCUGGCGUGUCUCGUCCUCACCUUCAUCAUCUGGAGGCAGCCUGAGAGCAAGACAAAGCUCUCCUUCAAGGUUCCUCUGCUGCCCUUCAUUCCAGUCAUCAGCAUGUUCGUCAACGUCUACCUGAUGAUGCAGUUGGACAGAGGCACUUGGAUACGAUUUUCAGUCUGGAUGGUUCUAGGUUUGAUCAUCUACUUCUGCUACGGGCUUCAUCACAGCACCGAGGCGUCUCCGGUCCACUCGUCCAUGGACACAGAGAUGAACAGCUUCAAGCCCGACCAGGAAUCAGAAAGCAUGUCUCCAGAGAAGGAGGCCUUCCUCCACCAUGGGAUUAAUGCCAGGGAAGAGGACGACAGGGACUUGUAGAGCGUGUGUGUGUGUGUGUGCAUUUGAACCUUCCCCGAAGCCACAGGACUCUAUGCAGGGGAAAAGUAACGCUACGCAACUCUGACCUAACAUAAAACCUGAGACUUUCCCUCAGCUGCAGCUUUAAACAAAGACAACCGGUUAUUAUAGUAAGAGAUGGAAAUCUGUAAUCAACCAUCCGCUUCUUACGCCUGUGCUUGUUAUCUCUCGCUUGUCUGAAGGGGAGCUCGUACUGGGGACACGAAACACUUCUGUUUCCUAAAUAGCAGGAGACUGUGACGUGUGGUGGUGGCUUCAUGCUGGUGGGGGUUCCUUCUCCGGGACGUAACGUCGCUGGCCUCGUUCUGUAACAGCUGGCGUCUGGAUGGUCUUUAGCAGUGGUCUUUCCUGUUAAAUCAUUGUAAAUAUCUAAAUAAUGCUGAUAAGAAGCCACGCAGCAGUAUUAAAUGCAGAUCUCUAUCAGUUCUCUCUGACUAAUUGGAGCCUCCACGUCUCACACUGCACCACUGGGCUUGUCAAUGAUAGAAUCACCCCGGUCUGUUGACCAGGCAACGGCUGCACGUAUAUUUAGACCAGCAGGAAGCUGCUUCCUACAGGUUCCCUGGGACUAAUUGUAAGUCUGAAGUGUUACAUUGAUACUUUCCCAGUUUGUAUUAAACAUUCUUAUCAUUUUGAGGCGACCUCAUCGAAAGGUCAACGAUUUAUGAAAACCCAAAGCCUUAAAGAAAUGUUUCUCGCUAACAGGCUGUGUAAUGUGCCUAAGUAUUUUUUUAACAGAAAUCCGUUAAUAAAAUACACUAAACAGUGGUUUCACAGUGCUGGCUGCUGUGUUUUUGCAUCUGUGACAUCUAACGUUUGGUUUAUUUCUUCCAAAACUAAUACUGGAUUUGAUGUGAAUUUAUUUUACUGUUCAUCUUUAUGAAGUUUUUGGUUUCAGCUCUUCCUUCCCAUGUGUCUUUCAGUCUAUGUAUAACAUUAAGCCUUUUGCGAUUAAGUAAAAACCUGUAAAGGAUUUUUUCAGGUAGAUUUUGACUACCUGCUUUUUGUUGUUAUCAUUUUUUAGUUUGUUGUUUUAGUUUUGCUUCCCUAGCAUUGUUGGAAUCACUGUUCACCAGAGAACAUGCUUUUCCUUGUCAAAACCUUGUGCCUGCUUUACCCCCCUCACAACUCAACCACAAACAGUGUGGUCAGAGACUCAGGUAUGUUAUGUAUAUAGUGACUAAUAUAAACCCAAGCUGGUAGUUUCCAGCAAAAACUGAGAAGCAGAUGACUGAUGUCAGGAAAUCUUUAUCUUCAGCCAAUGUACAUCACAUCACUCAAAGCUUUCUAUUUCAUCAAUGCAUUGAUUAAAACUAAUUGUAUUUGCACAUAUCAAUCAUUUGCCGUAUGCCUGUAGAGGCCAUAUUGUGCACUAUUUCUGAUUACUUUGAUUAUUAUUAUUAAUACAACAACAGAAUUUAUGUAAAAACUAUCAAUAUGGAAUCAAAGUGUACAGUGAAAUGUAUUUUCACCUUCAUUUUCAUGAAUGUAAUCUAAUUUAGCCAAAAUAAGUUCAUUUUAUUCAAAAUUAGCAAGGUGAAAAUUAUUUGCAUAACAGAAAAUCUUGUUCUAUUUACAUUACAGAGGCAGGGAAAUUUCAUUUGAAAUGUCUCUGGUUCCUAUGUGAUGUUUUCCACACAAGUCUCCACUGAUCACAUCCUGAUUGUUUCAUUUCAGAUCUAUUAGUAGCAUAAUAUACCCUAUAAGUGUCUUGUCCUGGUUUUGGGAGCUGUUUACCAUAAAUAAUCAAGACUGUGUGUGUGUAUAUAAAUAAGAUGUGUAUAUUUUUAACAGUUUUUGCAGCCUGUUCCUUUUGUGUGUAAUAGUGAUUAACUUGUAUUGUGUUUACAUAAUUAGUGCAACUAAAACAUUGUUUUCUUAUGUUUGGCCUGAACCUAAGCCGAUAAUGUCUUAUUAGAAAAAUGCAUUUGAUUUCAGAUGGUGGGAUAUUGGCAGAUGUGUUCCACAGGCUCCUGAUAGAGCUGCCUUUGUGUUGCUAUGACUCGUGAUGUUACAUUAUUGCUUCAAAUAUAACUUCUUACAAAUAUACUUUAUGAACUGUCCAACAGGUUCUGUUUAUUUGUGGACACACAUUUUCCAAAAUCACAGAUAUGCCUACUCUCAUCUCAAGAAAACAUGAAAUUAUUGUAAAUAUUUACAGUUAUUAUAGUCCAUCAUUGUGACAUGCUCAAAUGCAUAUUUGCUGCUUGUUGUGACAAUAAUAAUGGUAAUAUAUAAUCUACAUCAACUGUAAUUUUGCUCUGAUGUACUUGUACAUUUAGUUAAACACACAAAAGGCA
Betta splendens (Siamese fighting fish) is the source of this 4593-nucleotide messenger RNA. It is a transcript of the gene slc7a1a, whose product is annotated as solute carrier family 7 member 1a. Bases 302 to 2254 code for a protein of 650 amino acids. NCBI's taxonomy places the organism in Eukaryota, Metazoa, Chordata, Actinopteri, Anabantiformes, Osphronemidae. Gene Ontology annotation, molecular function: amino acid transmembrane transporter activity. The transcript is spliced from 13 exons. The record is from RefSeq and is a predicted model, not a curated record. Gene Ontology annotation, biological process: amino acid transport; transmembrane transport. Gene Ontology annotation, cellular component: plasma membrane.